AUGGAGGAGAUGGAGUUUUUGAUGCAAAAUCAAAGUUCCAUGCGUGUCGUUGAGAUUGGCCGUGUUGUCAUGAUCAACUAUGGUCCCGAUGCCGGCAAGCUCGCCGUCGUUGUCGAUAUCAUUGACCACAACCGUGCUCUCAUUGAGGGCCCCACCACCGGUAUUGCCCGUACCGGUUACGCUUUCCGCCGCUUGACCUUGACUCCCCUUGUUGUCAAGGUUCCCCGUGGUGCCGGACAGGCUGUCCUCAAGGCUGCCAUCGAGAAGCAGGACCUUGCUGGCUCCUGGGCCAAGACCUCCUGGGCCAAGAAGAUCGCUUCCCGUGCCCAGCGUGCCUCCAACACCGACUUUGACCGCUUCAAGCUCCAGAAGUACAAGAAGCUCCGUCGCGAGAUCGUCAACAAGGCUGUCAAGGCCACCAAGGCUUAA
Linnemannia hyalina is the source of this 429-nucleotide messenger RNA. The record is from the annotation of a GenBank genome assembly. NCBI's taxonomy places the organism in Eukaryota, Fungi, Mortierellomycota, Mortierellomycetes, Mortierellales, Mortierellaceae.